This is a messenger RNA of Xenopus laevis (African clawed frog), 1198 nucleotides long. RefSeq names its product patatin like phospholipase domain containing 4 L homeolog (gene pnpla4.L). The transcript is spliced from 7 exons. The record is from RefSeq and is a predicted model, not a curated record. Bases 220 to 894 code for a protein of 224 amino acids. NCBI's taxonomy places the organism in Eukaryota, Metazoa, Chordata, Amphibia, Anura, Pipidae. Gene Ontology annotation, biological process: lipid catabolic process; retinol metabolic process; lipid homeostasis. Gene Ontology annotation, molecular function: retinyl-palmitate esterase activity; triacylglycerol lipase activity; hydrolase activity. Gene Ontology annotation, cellular component: lipid droplet; membrane; cytoplasm.
UCCCACAACAACAACAACGGCUGCUGCUUAUGGAAGCUGAAUUUCAAUUGGCUGUUAGUAGUUUAUCUGUUAUUGGCUGGAGACUGCAAGGAAGGAGGUUCCAAAGAGAAGGGAGGGGUGGGGAAAUGUUCUUGGUUUCUAUGGCAGAAAGGAAAAGCUGGAUUUCUUGGCAUAUACCACUUGGGGGCAGCAUCUGCUCUUUUAAAACAUGGCCCAAAAAUGGUGAAGCGUGUCAAAUGCUUUGCGGGGGCUUCUGCGGGUUCCCUGGUUGCCACUGUCCUUUUAACAGCUCCGGACAAAAUAAAGGAAAGCAAGGAAUUUCUCUAUGCAUUUUCUGAAGAUGUUAGAAAACAGAAAGUGGGCGCCAUGACACCAACAUAUGACUUUAUGAAAAAUUUAAGGGGAGGUAUUGAAUCUAUUCUUCCUGCCAAUGCUCAUGAAAUAGCGGAACAUCGUCUCUAUGUAUCAAUCACAAAUGCUAAAAGCAGAAAAAAUUGUUUGGUUUCACAUUUUGCAUCCAGAGAGGAGCUCAUUAAGGUACUUUUGGCAAGUAGCUAUGUGCCACUAUAUGCAGGUAUCAAAGCUAUAGAUUAUAAAGGAGAGAAAUGGUUUGAUGGAGGCUUCACUGAUAGCUUGCCUCUUUUACCCACUGGCCGAACCAUAACUGUGUCACCUUUUUCUGGUCGAAUAGACAUAUGCCCACAAGAUAAAACACACUGGGAUUUAUAUGUUACGUUUGCAAAGCACAGUUUAUUGCUAUCAGCAGCCAAUGUUAGAAGACUCAAUCAAGCAUUGUUCCCUCCAAGGCAAGAGAAAAUGGAAACAAUUUUCCAAGAUGGAUAUAAAGAUGCAGUGAACUUUCUGCAAUUAAAGAACUGGUACGAGCACUGCUAGCAGCUAAAUGAUUGUUGGUAAACUGAGCUAUAUGGUUUAUGCAUAUGCAUGAAAGUGCAUGUUUGCUGAUAUAAAUGUUCAUUAAUCAACUGCAAAUACAGUAACUGCAGUAACUUUGUAUUAUUGCUGCACAUGCCUGUGGUUGACACUGAAGUAAUGUUAAAGAAAAUAGGAGACGAUAUUCGAGAUGAACCUGCUAUAAUAAACACUUCUGUAGUGCAGUUAGAAUAAUGGAAUCAAUAUAUGAUUGCUGUGUUCUUUCUUCCUAUGUUGAGAUUCAGUGCAACUAUAUAUCAAUAAUAGG